AUGCCGCGGAUACGCCCGGCGGCCGAUGAGCCAUCGCCGCCGCCGACAACGUCAUCGCUCAGCUGGCGACGCGUGCUCUUAACGCUCCUCUCGUACAUCCUCUUCUUCACAGACGUGCCGCGUAGCGGGUACGGGUUCGCGUCCCUCCCAAACACCUACACUCGCCACGCGCCCGACGCGGCGUCGUACUUUGGCCCGUACGCCUACCUCGUCCUCAACGCGACGCGUCAACCCAAUGGCACGGUUGCGGGCGUCGCGUCGUCCGGGCCCACGUCCACGGCGCGUGUGUGGAGCUACAAGUUUGAUACGACGUCAACCGGUCUCCGCGGGCUCGUGGCCGCGCACAACAUCUCGGGCUGGGACCCGUGCUUGCUGUACGAGUCGGCGUGUCCUCACUUGACGCUCAGUGUCGCGUCCGUGUGGCGCUUGCUGGAGAGCACCGUCGACGCGCUGGCGCCAUCGCCCGCAGGGUGCCGCAGCGUGAGUUCAUUUCGUGACAACAUUGACGACUAUGUUGAUUUUGGGCCGCUCGAGCACGUGCACUACCGGUCGACGCGGACGCACACCUUGGAGACGCCGAUCGACCUCUGUCACUCGGGCCAUCGCCUCCCGUUCUGCAACGCGCCGUGGUCCAACCUCAGCACGUUUGGUUACAAGAAGGUUUCUGUCAUCAGUGCUCACAUCCAGGCGCGGAUGCAAGCGCGCCGACGCAAUAUGGAUCUCACUUCGCAGCGCAUGGACGUUGUCGUGAUCGACUCGACCAUGGACAUCCAGCGCUGGCGAGGCAGUCUCACGCACGUCGACGCGUUCAGCUGGGACGUUGUCUCGCUCCUCCGGGUGCAAAAUUGCUCCGAGAUCUGGAACGCAUCCAGCUGCCGCACCAUCGAGCUCGUCGACUUCCGGUACGAAGGCGGUAUGCUCGACUCGAACGUCGUCUACUACUACAAGCUCGUGCGAUUGCUUCGGAUCGUGGCCCAAGUGUACAAUAUUGUCCGCGUUCUCGCGCUCUUUGGCGGCUGCUACGCGGCGACGCGGCGCCACACGAUCUCUGGUUCGCGAUGGCUCGCGGCGCUGGGCCUCUUCUUCCGCAUUCCUGGCCAAGUGGUCAUUUACGGCAGCUGGUUUCCAGUCAUCCUCUUCGUCCUCGCGCACGCCUCGGACUCGACGCUGCUCUAUCUGUACAUUUCCAAGAGCUUUGUGGCGCUGGAUGGCACCAUUGACACGAGCUUUUCGAAUUUGUAUGGUCUCAUGACGCUCCUCACGUGCCACAUGCGCAACGUGUGGGUCCUCAACCUCGUGGCGAAGGGGUAUUUCUACCUCCGCCACGCUGGAUCGCACGCAAAGAAGGGGUGGUCGCGCCACCUCGUGGGCCUCCGCGGCUACUUGCUGCCGCUCGUGUCGUUCGUCUCUGCCAUCUUUGACGUGCGCUGGAACGCGCUGCGCAGCACCGAGAUCCUUGCAUCGACACCGAUGCUUGUGCCGAGCAGUGUCCAAGCCGCCAAGCACAUCGGGUCGCUUCCCUGCGAUGUGCGCUACAGCGGUCUCUUUACCGAUGCGAAGAACUUGGUGAUUGCACUGGUUUUUGUCCGAAGCGCGCUGAGGCUUGGGGGCGUGCGCUCGGUGCACGCGACGUCGUCCGUGCCGUACAUUGCGCUCGUCCACUGCAACCUCUCGAUGUUUAGCACGUCGUGGCGGACGCUCUUUCUCGAUCGGACGCUCGGUCGCUCGAUGAGCACGCAGCUGACGCUUCCCCAAGAUAACGACGGAGACCAUAUCGACGAAGCACGGAUGCUCAUGAACAUUACGUGGAUGACCGACCCGAUCGAGUGGCUCCUCUUGCAUCUGUGGCGCUGCCCGAUCGUUAACAUCUACCGACACGCCACGACGCGACAAGUGCUGCACCAUCCGCUCGGGAAGCUCGACCUCGAAGACGUCGAUGACCACACGCUUCUGGAUGCACGCUACGAGUGCAUUGGCCAGCAAGACUUGAACGCACUGGCGUGGUGCGACCGAAUCCAGUGCCAUUAAACCACAGCACCAGUGUACCUUUGACAUCGCG
Molecule: messenger RNA, 2059 nt
Organism: Saprolegnia parasitica CBS 223.65
Lineage: Eukaryota; Oomycota; Saprolegniomycetes; Saprolegniales; Saprolegniaceae
Exons: 4
Coding region: 1-2028 (675 amino acids)
Source: RefSeq, a predicted model, not a curated record